GGCGCCCGGGGCCUGCUGGCUGGGGGGAGAUGGACGACUCGGGGAUUAUCCGCAGGCGACGGCUCCAGAAGGACCUGCCGUUGCCGCGGAAAAGUAGCAGCUGCCGAACCAGUAACAGGAAGAGCCUGAUCCUGACCAGCACGUCCCCGACACUGCCGCGGCCCCACUCCCCCCUCCCGGGUCACAUUGGCAACAGCCCCCUGGACAGCCCGAGGAACUUCUCACCCAAUGCACCCGCCCACUUCUCCUUCACCUCCUCACGCAGGGCAGACGGGCGUCGGUGGUCUCUGGCUUCCCUUCCCUCGUCCGGAUAUGGAACCAACACGCCCAGCUCCACCGUGUCGUCGUCCUGCUCGUCCCAGGAGCGGCUGCACCAGCUGCCCUACCAGCCCACCAUGGACGAGCUGCAUUUCCUCUCCAAGCACUUCGGCAGCACCGAGAGCAUCACGGACGAAGAUGGGGGGCGCCGCUCCCCUGCCGUGCGCCCCCGGUCCCGGAGCCUCAGCCCGGGCCGCUCCCCCUCCUCCUACGACAACGAGAUAGUGAUGAUGAACCAUGUGUACAAGGAACGGUUCCCCAAGGCCACGGCACAGAUGGAGGAGAAGCUGCAGGAUUUCAUCACGGCCUUCGAGCCCGACAGUGUGCUGCCCCUGGCCGACGGGGCGCUCAGCUUCAUCCACCACCAGGUGAUCGAGCUGGCCCGGGACUGCCUGGCCAAGGCCCGCGAGGGGCUUAUCACCAGCGUCUACUUCUACGAGCUGCAGGAGAACAUGGAGAAGCUGCUGCAGGACGCCUACGAGCGCUCAGAGAGCCUGGAAGUUGCCUUCGUGACCCAGCUGGUGAAGAAGCUGCUGAUCAUCAUCUCCCGCCCGGCGCGGCUCCUGGAGUGCCUGGAGUUUAACCCCGAGGAGUUUUACCACCUGCUGGAGGAGGCUGAGGAUCAUGCCAAGGAGGGACACCUGAUGAAGACGGACAUUCCUCGCUACAUCAUCAGCCAGCUGGGCCUCACCCGCGACCCCUUCACAGACAUGGUGCAUCUGGAGGAACACGACAGUGGUGGCUCCAACACGCCUGAGACAGACGAGGUCACAGAGGGCCGGGGAGCUGCCCUGAAACACAAGAAACCACCCGGAGAAGGGGACUUUGAAACCAUCAAACUUAUUAGCAACGGAGCCUAUGGGGCCGUGUACUUGGUGCGGCACAAGGAGACCCGGCAGCGCUUUGCCAUGAAGAGGAUCAACAAGCAGAACCUGAUCCUGCGGAACCAGAUCCAGCAGGCCUUCGUGGAGCGGGACAUCCUCACCUUCGCCGAGAACCCCUUCGUCGUCAGCAUGUUCUGCUCCUUCGAGACCAAGCGGCACCUCUGCAUGGUCAUGGAGUACGUGGAAGGUGGGGACUGCGCCACGCUGCUGAAGAACAUUGGGGCCCUGCCCGUGGAGCUGGCGCGAAUGUACUUCGCCGAGACCGUGCUGGCCCUGGAGUAUCUGCACAACUAUGGCAUUGUCCACCGCGACCUCAAACCCGACAACCUGCUCAUCACCUCCAUGGGGCACAUCAAGCUGACGGACUUUGGCCUCUCCAAGAUGGGGCUGAUGAGCCUCACGACCAACCUGUACGAGGGCCACAUCGAGAAGGACGCCCGUGAGUUCCUGGACAAGCAGGUGAGGCCACGGGGCAGGGGAUGGGGGGCCAUGGGGUGGAUUGGGGUCCAGCUCUGCCCCCAUCUAACCCCCCCGCUCCCAGAUGACAUCCUGUGGCCGGACGGGGAGGAGGCCCUGCCCGCGGAUGCCCAGCACCUCGUCUCCUGCCUGCUGCAGACCGACCCGCUCGUCCGCCUGGGGGCUGGUGGCGCAUUCGAGGUGAAGCAGCACAACUUCUUCAAGGAGCUCGACUGGGCGGGGCUGCUGCGCCACAAAGCCGAGUUUGUCCCCCACCUGGAGUCGGAGGAGGACACCAGCUACUUCGACACUCGUUCGGACAAGUACCACCACAUCAACUCCUACGACGAGGACGACACAACGGAGGACGAGCCGGUGGAAAUCCGGCAGUUCUCGUCCUGCUCCCCAAGAUUCAGCAAGUUACCCCCCAGACCUCCCCGCCUGUCCGUCACGAUCCCCACAGUGGAGCAGCACAGCAGCUCCCCACUGGCCAGCCCCAUGUCGCCCCGCUCCCUCUCCUCGAACCCGUCCUCGCGGGACUCCUCCCCGAGCCGCGACUACUCGCCCGCCGUCACCGCCCUGCGCUCGCCCAUCACCAUCCAGCGCUCUGGCAAGAAGUACGGCUUCACGCUGCGCGCCAUCCGCGUCUACAUGGGCGACAGCGACAUCUACAGCGUGCACCACAUCGUCUGGCACGUGGAGGAGGGGGGCCCAGCUCACGAGGCGGGUCUCUGCGCCGGGGACCUCAUCACCCACGUCAACGGGGAGCCUGUGCACGGGCUGGUGCACACAGAGGUGGUAGAGCUCAUCCUGAAGGGCCUGGCCAGCGGGGGCCAGACGAGCGCCAAGGAAGGGCCAGCCUGCGCCGAGGCGGCCAGCAGUCCCCGCGACCCGGCGGGGGGCAUCAGGAGACAACAGGGGGUUCAGACUGAAGAAGCCUUUGCCGCUCCCGCCCGGCCCCCAGCCAAAGCUUUGAGCCCGGUGCAGGAGUAUGAGCAGGGCAGGCGAGGCGAGGCAGAGGGGGCACCACGCGGGCCCGUGCCCCUGGUGGUGGAGCCCCAGGAGAGCGCCGACGGGCAGGGGCUGUGGGAGAGGAACGCCAAGGGGGGCCAGGGCCGACAGCCCCCCAAGUGCCCCCAGAACCAGGCUGGCUCCCCCAGGGAGAAGUUGAUCCUGGAGGUGGUGGAGGAGCAUACCACCCUGGGGCCCCGAACCAAGCCCUCCUCCCCCAAAGGCCCCUGCCCUCAGGGUGCUAAAAAUGGGCUGCCCCCGCCCAGGAAGGGCCUGGCUGAGGCGAAGACUCUGGGAGUGAUCCUGCCAGCUGGGAGGGGCCCUGCCCCCCAAGUCUCGCCCCCUGCCGUUGUGGAGAAAAAUGCAGCGGGGCACUGAGAACAGUGGGGGGGGGCAGGGUGUCCCCCCCGAAGUGUACAUGCCGCAGGGAAACAGGGAUGUCCCUGAAUUUUGGGAGACAUGGUCGGGAACCCCUCUGCCGUCCCCCCAAAAGGAAUCUUGUCUGGUUUUGUGCAGAGGGUGGCAUGGGGUUACACAAAGCCCCCUCCACCCCCAGUCACAGCUGCUUCCAUCAGUGGGGUGAGGGGCACCGAGCCAGGAGGAACCCCCCACUUGGCCUGGUUUCUAAGCUCCAUGGCGAGGGGGGAGUGGAGGCAGCCCCCAUUGUAAGCCCCCCCCCCAGUGAAUGGCAUGUCCUGUGUAAAGUAUCUAUACAAAUCUCUAUAUAUAAUAUAUACGCACAAGAAUCCCACGUACACUGAAGGGUUAAUACUGUGAUUCCCCUCCACCCCCUGCGCCCCAGUUCGUUGCCAUGGCCCUGUCAGGGAAGGGUUAAUGUGUCCCCAGAUUCCCUGGGGGGGGGGCAGCUUGCUCUGGAUCCCUCCAGGGCUGGGGGGGGUGCAU
Chelonoidis abingdonii (Abingdon island giant tortoise) is the source of this 3572-nucleotide messenger RNA. Lineage: Eukaryota; Metazoa; Chordata; Testudines; Testudinidae. The record is from RefSeq and is a predicted model, not a curated record.